Molecule: messenger RNA, 1218 nt
Organism: Thyridium curvatum
Lineage: Eukaryota; Fungi; Ascomycota; Sordariomycetes; Thyridiales; Thyridiaceae
Exons: 2
Coding region: 1-1218 (405 amino acids)
Molecular function (GO): FAD binding
Source: RefSeq, a predicted model, not a curated record
AUGUCUAGAGAUCGCAAACCAGUCCUCAUCAUCGGUGCCGGCGUCGUGGGCCUCACGCUUGCUCAUGGUCUUCAAAAGCUCGGCAUCCCCUUCCAGAUCUACGAACGCGAUGACCAUAUCAGCUCUCGCGGGCAAGGCUGGGCAAUAACACUCCACUGGGCUCUCCCGUUCUUGAAGGAGAUGCUCUCAGAGGAAGCCUUCAGGGAUGUCGAGUCCGUCCAGGUCGACCCCGAAGCCGACCGGCAGGGACUGGGCAAGUUCAUCUUCAUCAACCUCGAGACCCUCGAGCCCAAGUUCCUCAUCCCGCCCGGGGAUCGCCGACGGGUGAACAGAGAGAAGAUGCGAAAUGUACUCCUCAACCGCGUCAGCGACAAGGUGCACUGGAGCAAACGCCUUGCGUCAAUUAAAGACAAGGGGGACGACGGCGUCGUAGCCAUCUUUGAGGACGGCACGCGGGCUGAGGGAUCCAUCAUCGUUGGCAUCGAAGGGAGCAAUUCACGGACCCGGAAGUUCCUGGCUCCAGACUCCUACAAGAACAUCCCGCUUCCAAUACGCUUCACCGGUGCCGCUGUGGACCUCACGCCAGAGCAGGUCAAGCCUCUCAAGGACAUCGACCCUUUGCUGUUCCAGGGCUGCCACCCAGUCACUGGUGCCUUCUUCUGGUUUAGCAUGCUCGAGACGCCCCAGGUCAACGGCACAGCAGGGACAGAUCGCGAGCGAUACCGCGUACAGAUUCUCAUAUCGUGGCCCGUCAAGUCACCAGACGACGAGGUCAAGGCAAAUGACGCCGAACGACUGGCAAACAUGAAGACACGGGCAGCCGACUUCCACCCUAUCUUACGCGAUACGGUGUACCUCAUCCCCGACGGCACAGAGGUGAUCGAAGUGGUCCUGCAGGACUGGCCCUGUCUGCCCUGGGACAAUCACAACGGCAAGGUCACGCUCGCCGGCGAUGCCGCCCAUGCCAUGACCAUGUACCGAGGGGAGGCUGCGAACCACGGGAUCCUGGACGCGUACCGCCUCCACAAGGUGCUGGAGGCUGUCUACAUACAGGGCAAGGAUCCGAGGGAAGCUAUUGACGAGUACGAGGCGGAGGUCAGGGAGCGGACAAGCACGGCUGUCCUUCUGAGCAGGCAAGCUUGUCUGGACGCACAUGAUUUUGCUGGGCUGAAUGAGAACUCGGCCGUUCUGAAAAGAAGGGCAAUAGCUGGAGUUUAG